This is a messenger RNA of Drosophila obscura, 1897 nucleotides long. RefSeq names its product augmin complex subunit dgt3 (gene dgt3). The record is from RefSeq and is a predicted model, not a curated record. The coding region runs from base 86 to 1804 and encodes 572 amino acids. NCBI's taxonomy places the organism in Eukaryota, Metazoa, Arthropoda, Insecta, Diptera, Drosophilidae. The transcript is spliced from 6 exons.
GUCUGCGGUCACACUGGGAUUCACUUGCUUGCAAAUACGCGGGAAUUUUUUAAUUAUUUUUGUUUUUAUUGUUCUUUGGGAUGCAAUGGGAGACAUUCUUGCCAACUGUGACCUCUUCAAGAAACUGGGGAUCGACAGUUCAAACCAAUGGCUUCUAUACGACGAAAAGCUGGAAAAGUUCUUUAAAUACCUGUCUGUGAGUAUUACGGAUGCCAACAUCCUUACAGAGCAAGAGUUCCUGCAGCGCGAUGAAAUGCAGCAGCGUUCAGAGUGGCUAAGAGGGUCGGAGCUCGCAAUGAAGCAGCAGGAGAUCGAAGCGGAAAACCCUGGUCUGCUCACGCAUACGGAGCAGGAUGUGAACGCUCUGACUGCAGUGGGGGCAGCGAUUCAAGAGGCAACAACCGAUUAUGCCGCGCUAAUUGAGAAUAUGGUCAACUCGAAACACUCUAUAAAUAAUAACCUUAGCGAGUUGGAAUGUGCAGCCACUUCACUGCAAAACAUGGAAAAGAAUCUGUUGAGCGACUGCCAAGAGAAGGCCAAGCAGCUGGAAGAGCUGCAGGGUGAGAACUGCAAGCUGAGCAGCGAGGCCAAGAUGGCGUUCAUAUCCCAGCCGAUGCCACCGCUCUUUAUGCACCAACUGCCGCUGGAGCAGUACUUCCUCAAAUGCGACUCCUUCAUGCAGUAUUUUACGCUCUACAUUAAGGAGAACUUCAAAAUCCAGGAGGCAAACGAGUUGAAGACCAGCGAAGUCGAUGUGCUGCAUGAGAAGGAAAAGUUGGAGAGCCUGGAGCGGAGCAUUCAGUAUUAUGCACUCGCCUUCAUCAAGAAGAAGGCUAAGGCCAAGGCCACUCAGGCCAUUAUAGACCACCUGGAUCUUGGCCAGAUCCAUUGCCUUAGCGUGGCAGAGAUGGUCAGGGAAACGCACGAGCUGCAGCUGCUCAACGAACACCAUCUGAAAAACAUCUACGACACACGCAUGAACGACGUGACGAGCUUUGUCCAGCAGCAUACCGAACAGCGCAUCGAGCUGGUUCUCUAUGAAAACACCAAAGAGAAGUUGCAGCGGGCCCAGCGACGGCGUGAAAGCGACCAGCAACUGACCAAAAUCAUAUCGGAUGCCUUGUCCAAUGCGGAGCUGGUUUGGAUCAUCGAACAGUUGGACUUGGAGAAGAAGCGCAAUUUUCUGGACACCUCCGAGGCGCUGUGCAGCCAGGCCCAGGCCACAUGGCAGCGAGUGCAGACUAUGCUCUCCAUCAACAGCAGUCACCAAGGCAUCUGUUCCCCUUUCUUGCAGGAGAUUGCCAGCCAGCUGUCGGCCCAUCUUGGCCACAAUAUACGGGCCGGCGAGGCCAAGAGUUGUCUCUACGAGUACGAAAAGUUUUGCCGCCUACUUUCGUACGCUUUUCAGAGCAUGCUCAACAGAAAGUCCAGUGUCACCGCCCAGGAUCAGCUGGCAGAACUCAAGCGUCUGGAGCAAACCCUAAGCCCCUUCGUCUAUGAUUCCCCCCUGGAGCAGCCCAUGCUGGACAAUGUUCGAUAUUUGUAUGCAAUAUACAGUGUCGCCCAGGAACAGACGCGUCUCGACGAGAUGAUGCGACAUCUGCGAACUGAAUUCCAGGAGAAUAUCGUGGGUCGGAUGGACAGGGACAAGCUCUGGCGGUAUAAAAUGCUUCUAUGGGUCUGGUUCUUGACGGAGCCCCAGCGCAUGCUCUACGCCAUCGACGAGGUGAAGAAGGCAGCGGCCAAGGUUCCCGCUUUAACCAGCAGCAUGCGUCGUCCCGGCGGAGGGCUUCAGCGUAAAUGAUGAAUCCGAUCAAUGCAAUUUGUAUAUUAGUUAAUGAAUAAAUUACGAUAUCUGUUACAAGGGAUGCUGGAUGAAGAUGAAGAUGAAUUGAGU